AUGGACGGUGAUGCAUGCUACUAUCUCCUAGCUCUUCUUCCACUUGUGUACACCAUCAUUCGCUUCUCCAGAGCGUUCUUUGGCUCCGGCAACCGCGGUCUACGGCUCCCUCCGGGCCCAUGGCAGCUUCCUGUCAUCGGCAGCCUCCACCACCUUUUCGGCGCCCUCCCACACCGUGCCUUACGGGACCUCUCCCGACGCCAUGGGCCUCUGAUGCUCCUCAAGUUCGGCAAGGUCCCAGUGAUCAUCGCCUCCAGCGCCGAGGCUGCCAAGGAGAUCAUGAAGACGCACGACCACGUCUUCUGCACCAGGCCGCUGAGCGCAUCUGCCAAGGUGUUGAACGAGCAUGGCCCCGGGAUCUCCUUUGCCCCGUACGGCGAGCACUUGCGGCAGCUACGCAAGAUUUGCAUCGUCGCGCUGCUGAACGCCAAGCGCAUCAACUCUUUCCGUCCCACCCGUGAGCAGGAGGUGAGCGUGCUCAUCCGCUCCAUCUCAUCCGCAUCAAAGUCGGAGCCACUUGUGAACCUGAGUAAGAUGCUCACCAUCCACGGGACGGACACAACGGUGCACUCAAUCAUGGGUACCCGGUUCAAGGACAGCGACGUUGGCACCUUGCUCGGUCAUGUGAAAGAGGCGGUGCGGCUGAUAGGUAGCCUCACCAUAUCCGACUUGUUCCCGUCGUCGUGGCUAGCACGCACUCUGAGCAGCACGCUGCACAGGGCUGCGGUCUGCCGGGACUCGUCGCUAUUGUUCCUGGAACGCGUCAUCUGUGAGCAUCUUGAGAGAAGGUCCUCCAUGGAUGUGCACCAGGAAAUCCUGAUCGAUGUCCUCUUGAGGAUCAAACGAGAAGGCAACCUUCAGUUCCCCCUCACCAUGGACAAUAUCAAAGCAGUGAUUUUCGUAAGUUAUUUUGUUCCUAGCUACUAA
This is a messenger RNA of Triticum aestivum (bread wheat), 927 nucleotides long. Its product is annotated as desmethyl-deoxy-podophyllotoxin synthase-like. Lineage: Eukaryota; Viridiplantae; Streptophyta; Magnoliopsida; Poales; Poaceae. Gene Ontology annotation, molecular function: iron ion binding; monooxygenase activity; oxidoreductase activity, acting on paired donors, with incorporation or reduction of molecular oxygen. The record is from RefSeq and is a predicted model, not a curated record. The transcript has a single exon. The coding region runs from base 1 to 927 and encodes 308 amino acids.